Silurus meridionalis is the source of this 4369-nucleotide messenger RNA. RefSeq names its product protein phosphatase 1 regulatory subunit 3A (gene ppp1r3f). Lineage: Eukaryota; Metazoa; Chordata; Actinopteri; Siluriformes; Siluridae. Gene Ontology annotation, biological process: regulation of glycogen biosynthetic process. The transcript is spliced from 4 exons. Gene Ontology annotation, cellular component: protein phosphatase type 1 complex. The record is from RefSeq and is a predicted model, not a curated record. The coding region runs from base 564 to 2681 and encodes 705 amino acids. Gene Ontology annotation, molecular function: glycogen binding; protein phosphatase 1 binding.
UAGUAGUAGUAGUACACUUCUGGAUUGAAUCUGUGGGUAUGAUGAGUUUAGAAUAGAGAUAGCAGAGUGUGAUGUCUGACUGAAUACACUAACUGGAAAUGGUCCAGAAACAUAUCAAUCCCUUUGUAAAAAAUAAAAUAAAAUUACAAUGCGGAGAAAAACACUCUUCAACUAGAGAUUAAAACAAAAAGGUUUUGUUACUACCCGGAUUAAAACCCUUAAAGCUCGUAGCAGGGGGUAAAUAGGUAAAUGGGUCAGGGGGCGUGUAGGUUGUACGAGAAAAGGGGGCACGGAUACGCCACUAGGAAUACUUAAUCUGUGUUUUGACCCCUGGAAAACGAUGGACACGCCACUUCCUUCUAAAUUUAGCCACAUUCUCGUCGGCUCUCAGUGCGCAACUGAAGUGCCGAGCUCAUGUAGUAGUUUAUGUGACCAGAAUAAGCCGCUCGUCCUUCGAGAUUGGCUGCAGCUCCGCCGCUCUCCAUUGCUGCUAUGCGGUUCGGCACGUUCUGAGGGCACGCGACAUUGAACGCCGUCGUCAUCCAGACAAGAGCACAUCAGCCAUGGCGCAGGGGAACCAUUUCCUAGCCAUCCCCAAACAGGAGGGCCUUUUCACGACCAUUAAGAGCGGGCGGGCCGAGGAGAGCCGCGAUGAUUUCAACGUCGAAGACGAGGAUGAUGAGGAAACCGAGGAGGACGUGCGCUUAAUACCCCGGAGCUCGCCCGUGCCGAGAAAGCGCGGCCCUUCGAUCGCCGACGAGACCGCGGAGUACAUGCGGAUUCGCCUGGCGCUGCCGCCGCGGAGAGUGUCUUUCGCGGACGCCACGGGAGGCGAUCUGGUCGACGUGCGCGAGUUCGCCGCGUUCGAUUCCGGCGACGACGAAGACGACGCUGACUGGGAGGAAGAGGAGGCGAGGUGUCGCCGAGCCUACCUCCAGCCCGUUUACCGCGUGUGGCCCGAGUUCCAGACCCGUGCGGAAAGUGAGCUGACUCUCGCGGUGCGCGCGCAUAAAGUGGAAGUGGAGAAGGUGACGGCGGUGCAAGACGAGCCGCUCGCCUUCGACACUCUGAUCCGCGUCCUCAACGUUUCUUAUCACAAAUGCGUCUACGUCCGAUCGACCAUGGACGGCUGGAUCACCCAGUCUGAAUCCACCGCCGAGUACGUGCACGGAUCUCACGACAACGACACGGACAAGUUUUCCGUCCGCCUCUCCUUCGCCGAGCCCUAUCUCUUUAACGGAGCGCGGAUCGACUUUGUCGUGCGUUAUGAAACGUCUGGUGGAGAGUUUUGGGCAAACAAUUCGGGCAGGAAUUAUUCAGUGACCCUUGUCGUGUCCUAUGAGGAAGACUCAGGCCCAGAGAACAAGGUCGAAUAUCAAGAAAUUAAAAGCAUAAUGAAGCCAUCAAAAUACAGCACAGAAGAUGAGACUGACUUCUCUCUUGACACAGAUGAAGGGAAUGAGUUAAAUAUUGAGAAACGGUCAGCUGUUGAAAUUUCCUCGUCUGUGUGUCCGCUUGUUGUUGAGCCGGAGAUUGACAUUGAGAUUUCUGAAGCUCAGCUUUCUCCUUCUAAAGCUAGCGGAGAAUCUAGAAUAGCAGAAUGUCAUCAUCUAAGUGCUGACAAAGUGGAUGAACAUCCUCUACAGGAUUUGCCUGAAAAUCCACUGCAAACAGACCAUCCAGACAAAGGCACUGAAUUACAAAUAUGCACUGAGGACAGCACAGUUUCUAUUCAGAACAAACCCCCAGAUAAUGACACUGUCAUGGAGUCUCUCAACUCCAACCAACCCCUUUGCCCAAAUCAAGAUAACUUCCAGUCAGACACUGUAUUCCCAGCUCCUUUUGACUUAGAACUAACUUUACCAGCCAUUUUUCCAAGCAAUCAUAAUAUGAAGGAAGAUAUCGCAGAAGAUUUAAAAGACUAUGGAGAGAAUCAAGAAAUACAGUUUGGAGAGAGGAGUGGGGAAGAACUUCCAGACCAGACCAGUGACGCAGUAGAAGCAGAAAACACAGAAUCAUCAUUACAAGAGCUGCAAGAAUCAGCACAGCAUUGUUCUUUAAAUGAGUUGAUUGUUGCCAGUGCAACUUCAGGUGAAGGAGAUUUUAGUCAUACCACAGGUCUUUACAUUUCUGAUGUUGACCCCUUAUCGGAGAGUCCUGAAAUGAUGAAACCUGAUGCUAUGGUCAGAAAGGAAGUAGUAACCGAAUAUCAACAGCCAGGUAAGAAGAAAGAACUGAAUGAGGUACCAGCUGUCCUUUUUGUGAAUGUAGACACUUCAUCUGGCUCUGAGAGUGCAGCCCGUGAAGAGGAGAGCCCAACCCGAACAUCUCUUUUAAGUCUAACAGCAUCAUCCCACAGUUUUCCCACCAUUGUAAAACAAGCGCCACCUAAGGUUGAGGAUGGUGAAUCUGCUAUGACACAGAAGGAACCUAUCUCUAAUGAAGAGUUUGAAUUGUACUACGAUGACCCUGCUUCAUUUCCGAAACAAGAAGGACUGGAAAUGCAGCCUGCAUUGCCCUGUAAGACCUUAGAGGCUCCUAAAUCAGAGGUCGAUGUGAUUUUAGGUACUCUGGUUCCAUCCUUUGCCUUCCUAAGUGCUGCUGUCUGCUUUAUUGUUGGGUUCCAUGAACCCAGCAUGUUCCUCAUCAUGGCACUCUUCCUAGUUUCCCUUUGUUUUUAGUUUUUUUUUUUUUUCUUUUCCUUUUCAAAAACCACCUUCCCAAGUGCCUUUUUCAGAAUGAAAAAAAUACUACAAAUACACCUAGAUUAUUAGUGUUCGUGGAGAUUACAUAUUAGUUAUAUAUAUAUUAGACAAACAUUAUUUAUUCAGAGUUAUUUUUUUUAUGUACUACUAAUGACUUAGUUAAAGGUAAUAUCACUGUGAUUAGUACUAAUUUCAGAUUGCUAGGUUAUCUCUGACUCGGUUCCCGUAUACUACUAAGUACUGUGAAAUGUAGUACACCAUGUGUCCAGAUAAGCAGGAUGUCUAUGGACAAAAGUAUUCCAUCAGCUUUGCAAGCAAGGUGCUUAUAUUGCACUGAAAUUAAAUAUUUAUUUGUGUAAAUAGUAAAUAACAAAAGCCCUCAGAAUAUUAUGAAGUUAUUCAUGUAUCUUAUCAGAAAUACACUUUAAAAAUGUCACUCAUUUAUUCUUAGCAUCAUCAAGCUAUUUCACCCGGAACCCACUCUAUAGGUGGAACCUUUAUAGGGUGCUAAUUAAAACUUUGAAGGUUCUUCCCGACGGAUAAACUAAAGAACCCGCAAGUGUACCUUAAAGAGCUUUUUUUCUCAUAAUGUAAUUGUUGGACGUAUUAACUCAUUUGUCUUUGACUAUUAAUUGGAUGGUAUUGUGUCCCACCACUAGGAAACCUUGUUUGUAGUCUUAUCAUGCCACUGAUCCUUACUUUUCCCUCUUGUGAUAUUUGAGACGUGUUGGACUAUACAGAGAACUGACCAAGUGUUAUAAUUGUUUUGCAGACACUUAAGAUUUGCAUGACAUAUUUUAUGAAUGUGACCUGAUAAUAGUUUGUUCUUGGUCUGUUUUACCCCGAUCAACAGAGACUCUUGCCAUGUAAGAAAGAUUUGUGAAUGUUAAAUUGAAUGGUGUUAAAGAAAGUAGUAUAAUGUAAAAGUUAGAUAUUAAGUGUUUAACGUUUCAGGUAAAAAACAAAAUCUGACCAGCAGUGGAUAACUGUGGUAAGCACAUUCAGGUACAAUUUAAUCAAUAUUUAUGCUUUCUUCGAUGUAACAUCGCAAUACAGAAAGUGUUGGUAUGGAUUCAGGUUCGGUGGUUACAUACCAGGAGCUUAAUGAAUUGAUGAUGACAGUGUUUGGCUAAUGCAGUAGCAGUAAAAUUAUAUCUCGAUGCACAAUGCCAUAAGAAAAAGGAAGGAUAAUAUGUUGUUGACUAAAUGGAAACGAUCACCUAUACGUGUACAUGACUGGAUGUUCAGUAACAUUUACAAUUUAGAAUUCGCUAGAUCAGUUAAUGCACUGCUUAUGUAACUGUGCUCUAAUCAUUACUAGAUAUCCUUUAACUGGCACCAUGCAACGGCUUUCAUAUAUGAGGACCUCCACUAAUCACAGGAACAUUUAUUAUUUAUGAUGGAAAACAUAAAUUGGGUGUAGUAUUUAAACUUAAUCUUCACUGCAAGUGCAACUUUCAUGUGGCCAAGUAGCAAAAAUUUGUGUAAACUUUGAUCACCAGAGGUUAUAUAUUACUUAACUAGGUCAUGUGAUUAAGCUUAUUGUCAUUAAAUAUAUCAAAUGCAUGCACUUGACUGCUUUGUUAAGUUGCAGAUUUGUUGUGACUUUAUGUAAGCUACAUCCAAUCCAACAGCACUCGCAAAUAAACACUGACAGAUGUCCA